Camelina sativa (false flax) is the source of this 793-nucleotide messenger RNA. RefSeq names its product putative disease resistance protein At5g47280. Lineage: Eukaryota; Viridiplantae; Streptophyta; Magnoliopsida; Brassicales; Brassicaceae. The record is from RefSeq and is a predicted model, not a curated record.
GACCUUAUCUAUCUGACACAAGGAAGUUCAAGCUCAUAUUAGAUUCGAGGCUCGAUGGGAAGUACCUGAUCAAAUCGGUUCAAAAGCUAGCUGUUGUGGCCGACAGAUGUUUAUUUAGGAAUCCAAAGGCAUGUCCCAAGAUGAGUGAGUUGUUAGAGCUGGUGACCAAGAAGACUGUGGAAGCUUUUACAGGGCACAGCACCCCGCAGCUAGUUCCGUUGAAUAGUCUAAAUGCUUCUAGAGACGGGGGAGGAAAGAACAAGAGGGUUUUAGAGACGAUGAACAAUGGUGAUGACGGCGGCGGCGGUGAAUGAGGUUCUUUUGGAAAGUUAUGGAACCCAAAGACCAUAGGAGCUUGUUGAUUGUUUAAAAUUUAACCUCAUCUCACGAAUAUAGAAGCAACUCUAGAAAAUCUCGAACCUAAAAGCAAAGAGAGUUUCUUGGAUAUGGGUGCUUUCCCUGAAGGCAAGAAAAUCCCAGUUGAUGUUCUCAUCAACAUGUUGGUCGAGAUACGUGAUCUCGAGGACGCAACUGCCUUUGAUGUUCUUGUUAAUUUUGCAAACGGGAAUCUCUUUACACUCGUGAAAGAUCCAACGUUUAUCGCUAUGCACACUAGCUACUAUGAUAUAUUUGUGACGCAGCACGAUGUUUUAAGAGAUGUAGCACUUCAUCUUAGCAAUCGUGGGAAAGUAAGUAGAAGAGAGCGGUUAAAAUAAUGCCAAAUUAAAAUAAUGCCAAAAAGAGAGUCAGUGCUUCCCAGAGAAUGGUAGAGGAGCAAUGAUGAGCCAUACAA